ACACACACACACACACACACACACACACACACUUACUCGUGUAUACACGGUAAAGGGAAUAAAACCACACCAGAUAUUUAAUCAUAGAUAACUUCAGUCGUCGUUUGUCACAACCUGUACAGAUAACGGCCUUGCACAAGAGCAUCUUUGCUUUAGUGAAGGAAAGGACACAGAUAGAGGACACCGUUCGACAUCCUGUAAAAAAGGAGCUUUUUUUUUUUUACAUUUCGGGUUAUAUUUUCUCAUUCUACAGCCUCUUUAGUGCGUUUCGUUUCGUUUUUUUUUUUUAUCUCCGUGCAAUAAAAAAAUCCUUAUAAUUUUGUUUUAUUUUAGUAAUUUAUAAAGAGAUCCGGAAAAUCCGGUAGCCUACGUCACCGACGUAACCUCUCGCGUUACGUAACACCGAGGAGCGCAACCGUGCGCCAAAUCCCUCAUGUCAAGACGCACACCUAUGAAGCACUGUGUUCAUUACAGGAUCUGAAGAAGAACCGCAUAUCUAGUCUUGUAACAUCUAUUUGUAGACAUUUAUAUAGGCUGGUUGGUUUGCGUGUAGGUUUUUUUGUCGGACAACAGCCUAUGUUCUUGCUCCGCCGGUUCAUUCCUUAGUGCGAAACGGAUUGGUGAAGAAGAAAAAAACAUGUCGGGCCAAACGCUGACGGACCGCAUCGCCGCCGCGCAGUACCAGCUCACCGGCUCGGACGUGGCUCGGGCUGUGUGUAAAGCUACCACACACGAGGUGAUGGCGCCUAAGAAGAAACACCUGGAAUAUCUGAUCGCCGCCACCAACGAGACCAACGUGAACAUCCCACAGAUGGCUGACACUUUGUUCGAGAGGGCCAUGAAUGCCAGCUGGGUGGUCGUCUUCAAAGCGCUCGUCACCACACACCACAUGUGUAUCCACGGCAAUGAGAGGUUUAUCCAGUACUUGGCCUCCAGGAACUCGCUGUUCAACCUCAGCAAUUUUAUUGACAAAACCGGGACUCAUGGCUACGACAUGUCCACAUUUAUCAGACGAUAUGCACGCUACCUCAAUGAGAAAGCGUAUGCUUACCGUGCAAUGGCCUUCGAUUUCACUCGAGUCAAGAAAGGUGCUGAUGGAGUAAUGAGGACUAUGGCUCCUGAGAAACUGCUAAAGGCUAUGCCGGCUCUGCAGACCCAAGUGGACACACUACUGGAGUUUGAUGUUCAUCCAAAAGACUUGAACAAUGGCAUCAUCAACGGAGCUUUCAUGCUUCUCUUCAAGGACCUGAUUAAACUCUUUGCCUCUUACAAUGAUGGAAUCAUCAAUUUAUUAGAGAAAUAUUUCAAAAUGAAGAAAUCUGACUGCAAAGAGUCGCUUGAGAUCUACAAGAAGUUUCUGACCCGAGUAACUAAGAUUUCAGAGUUUAUGAAAAUUGCAGAGCAAGUUGGUGUGGACAAAAAUGACAUUCCUGACAUAUCGUAUGCCCCCAGCAGUAUUCUGGAGUCUCUGGAGACACACAUGAACAGUCUAGAGGGGAAGAAAGGAGAGGGGUCUCCGACAAAGGGAUCACCCACCAACAACGUCUCUCCGACCUCCACUCCCUCCAAAUCUGGAGCCUCGGUGCCUACCCUGGAGCCGCCGCCCACCGAGGCUGCGGCAGCAUCUGCGUCUGCAUCUGCUGCGUCUGCUCCGGCUGAGCCUGCAACCGAUUCACUGCUAGACUUGGAUCCAUUGUCUUCUUCAGGGCCACCUGCUUCAUCUGCUCCAACAUCUUGGGGAGAUCUCUUGGGGUCCGAAUUCGGUUCCCUCACUACGGAGACUCUGCUCCCUGACUCCACCCCUGCCGUAGACUCUACCUCUCCUGCGACAGCUGUUUCUAGUGCCCCAACUGGCGAAGGUGCUGCCUCUGUAGCCCCUCCCUCUACCACCGCUGGCCCGACCCCGAGCUCGGCGGAUCUCCUAGGAGAUGCGUUUGGAAGCUCUGCAGCUGAACCAGCUCCUGCUGUGGAAACGGGGGGUUCAUCCACUGUGACCGCUCCUGCUGCUGAUGCUUCUGCUGCAAAUGACUUGUUUGCCCCAGCUGCGGAUUGCGCGGCUGUUUCCCCGCACCUGGACAUGUUCUCCAUGCAGCCCGUGGAGAGCAGCGCCUCUUUAUUCGGCUCGGUGUCACCCGUCCCGGUUCAGACCCCACUCACCUCCAGCAUGCUCAUCUCUCCAGCCCCUGCAGCUCCCACGAUAGAUCUGUUUAGUGGCUUUUUUGACUCCAUGCCUGAACCAGCUGCAGCCAAAUCAGAUCAGGCUCCCAGUCUAGACCUGUUUUCAUCAGAUGUGUUCAGCCCACCUCCUGCUGCUCUCUCAGCCCCUGGGAGCUGGCUGGACAGUGGCGCAGCUCUGGAUUUGGUCGGGGACUCUGCAGGUGCAGCCAAUGGCCAAGCCACAGCUCCAGCACCAGCAACAUCUGCAGGAGGAGAUCUAAUGGGAGCGUUCGGUGGCUUGGGGGAUAUGCUCAUGCCCGCCAUGGCCCCUCAACCAGCUGCAGCCGCUGCCAUGGCAGCCUCACCAGUUAAACCAGCGGGAGGGGAUCUGGACUCUACCAUGGCCAGUUUAGCUGGAAAUCUGGGAAUGGGGACCCAGAAACCGGGUGAAGCAGCAGGAGGGGCAAAUUGGCAAGCACAGGUAGCAGCCCCUAGUUGGGGCAUGCCCAUGCCUGUGCCCUCCAUGGUUUCUCCUCUCAUGGGGUCCCAGUUGUCUUUUGGCAUGCACGGUGCGACAGGUGCCGCUCCCAUGAUGUUCCCCCAGCAGCCUAUGAUGAGACCGCAGUUUCCAUCUGCAGGAGCACCAGCUGCACCGAUGUCCUCUGGAAUGACUCAGAGCCCCAGAAAGCCUCCUCCUCCCAAAGAUCCCCUUGCCGACCUGAACAUCAAGGACUUCCUAUAGGUCACCAUCAGAAGCACAGAGAGGCAGCAAGGCAGCGAUCCUGAGGAAAUGGAUGUGUGCAUUUCUAUUCAGAUCAGUAUCCUCAGGACCUCCUUCCAUCCCUCCUCCUCCUUCUCUCUCUCUCUCUCUCUUUCUGUCUAAUGUUGUAUUACAACCUGUGAAAGUGAUAAUGUAUAUGUGUGUGUGCGUAUUUUAAUGUUUCCAGGCUAUAUUUAAAAAAAAGAAAAGAAAAAAAAAAGGUAUUGAUGGAUGCAUCCUUCCUUGUACAUCCACGUCUGCGGAUGUGUAUUCCUUUUUUUUUUCCUGCCUUGUUUUUUUCCCUCCUGUGAGGAACCCAAUCAGCUGUGUAAUGUUUUCUGUGGAGAAAAAUAAUGUGUUUGGUGUGGUACAUAUCACUGGGCUCACUGGAUCCGUUGUUGUCAUUGAAGUAUUAGUUGUCUAGCUUUUAGCCAUUCAGCUUCUGGGACCACAGGAACGAACAUAGCAUUAACGGACGUAUUAAGGUUUGUGUAGCAUCUCCGUUCUGUUCACUGAUGACCUGCUUUCCUUCCUCUUCUCUCAGUGACUCGUGACUCGCAACAUUGAACAAGGCCUAUUAACAAACGAUAUGCAUUUGGAAUAUUUUAUCCUUAAUCUUUAUUUUGAGAUAAAAGAAUCUAUUUUAGUUAUGGUGAAAGUACUUUAUGUAUUAAAUGAGGUGGUAUAAAAGAUUUCCGGUUGUACAAAUCCAUGUAUUCCUGCCACCCGGAUGCAAUCUAGCUCUGUUUAAUAGCACCUUGUAGUGAAUCGUGGUAGAACACAACAUUUCCUUGGAUCUAAAACCUUAGCAAGAUGGUAAGAGAUUUACAAAUUACAACUACAAAAACCACAACACUUGGUUUUAUUUAUUUACCGGUCUAUAAUAAGGACUAAACCCGCUUUAUGGUGUUUCGAUCCAUUGCAGUAAGGAAACGUGGAGGUUAAAAAAAAAAAAAACCCUGGUUGGUAGAAUGUUAUAUUAACAGUGGAUGUGCUGGUUAGUUUUGUUUUUCUUUUUUUGCUGGAUCUGAAUUUGGAUGUAAUAACCCCCUCUCUGUCCCAAUACUCUUCUGUGCAUGCAAGUCCUGUAGAAAUGCAAUAAAAAGUUACCUGGAAAACA
This is a messenger RNA of Tachysurus fulvidraco (yellow catfish), 4037 nucleotides long. Its product is annotated as clathrin coat assembly protein AP180-like. Lineage: Eukaryota; Metazoa; Chordata; Actinopteri; Siluriformes; Bagridae. Gene Ontology annotation, biological process: clathrin coat assembly; synaptic vesicle budding from presynaptic endocytic zone membrane; clathrin-dependent endocytosis. The transcript is spliced from 27 exons. The coding region runs from base 638 to 2899 and encodes 753 amino acids. Gene Ontology annotation, molecular function: SNARE binding; phosphatidylinositol-4,5-bisphosphate binding; 1-phosphatidylinositol binding. The record is from RefSeq and is a predicted model, not a curated record. Gene Ontology annotation, cellular component: extrinsic component of presynaptic endocytic zone membrane; synaptic vesicle; clathrin-coated pit.